GUGAUAUUUUGGGGAACUGUUCAGGGCAGAAAGCGACCCAGUUGUGAUCGUAGAGGACGUCCCCAUGAUGGGAUACCGCCUGAUCAACGCAAGCAGUCGGACCUAGAAUAUUAAACUGCAAUGAUCCAGUCCCAUGAGAUUUGUUGGUCAAUGUGUGUCCAGAAUCUAAACAGUGUCAAAUACAGAAAAAAAUAAAAGCAGAAAAAAAUAAUCCCACAAAUAAAUAAAAAGGAAGAGCUUUUGUGGAAACAUUUGAAUAGCCACGACACUAAAAAGGGCACAAAGAGAUUAAAUUAUUUAAAUAUCAAAUAAAAAUAGUCUUAAAUAUCAUAUAAAGACUGACAAUCUUUUUUAAAUUAGAUCUAUCAGAACUUUCAUGAAAGUAAAAGAAAAAAGUUGAGAACGUAUUUUUAUUACGACUUAAUCAGCAUCUUUAGCAUCCAUCUGUUAAACUGGAUUUGAGAUGCAAGAAUUCAUUUUUCCAACAAAUUUAGUUUAAUCCUUAAUUUCUAAAUUCUGUUUUUUUUUCACUUCAACACAUAAUUUGUGGAUCUCAAAACAACAACAAUAAGCAAAAUCUGCAUAUGAGCAAGUAGAAUGAAGAAAAACCUUUUAGUUCCCUUAUACUAAACAUGGUGUAAUGUAAUAAAACAAUAUUAGAUAUAUUAAAUUUAGCAUGAUUUACAUUUUUAACACAAACAUUUGCAGUAGGGAUGCAAUAAUGCACUUUCCUUACAAUUGUUUAACAAAUGUUUCGAAUUGUGGCUUCCCUCAUUGUGAUCCGUAUUUAUUUUCUUCUUCAGAGAAGGGCAAGAGUGUCCCUCCACUGAAGAAGGUUGAAGUGAUCUGCACAGUUCCCUGCCAUUCCCUUCUCAGUCCCAGUUACUACCACAGCUUCGGCAUGACCGAAAACUACAUCGUCUUCCUCGAGCAGCCUUUCAAGCUCGACAUCCUCCGGAUGGCCACCGCCUACAUGAGAGGGGUGAACUGGGCCAGCUGCAUGAAGUUUUUCCCUGAGGAAAACACUCUCAUCCACCUGAUAGAAAAAAAGACGGGCAAAAAAGUGGAGAUGAAGUACCACACUGGAGCAAUGGUGGUCUAUCACCACGUGAACGCUUACGAGGACGACGGCCACGUGGUCGUUGAUGUCAUUGCCUACGACGACACCAGCCUCUAUGAGAUGUUCUACCUGAGCCGGCUGAAGAAAGAUAUUAGUUUCCAAAGCAACGGCUACACCAAACCAAACUACAGAAGAUUUGUACUUCCUGUCAGAUCUGACAAGGGCAUUGCAGUGGGUGAGAACAUGGUGACACUCAAAUACACAACAGCCACUGCUGUG
Molecule: messenger RNA, 1339 nt
Organism: Oryzias melastigma (Indian medaka)
Lineage: Eukaryota; Metazoa; Chordata; Actinopteri; Beloniformes; Adrianichthyidae
Product: beta,beta-carotene 15,15'-dioxygenase
Exons: 3
Biological process (GO): carotene catabolic process; retinal metabolic process
Molecular function (GO): beta-carotene 15,15'-dioxygenase activity; carotenoid dioxygenase activity
Source: RefSeq, a predicted model, not a curated record